GCCGGAAGUCGGGCGGAGACGCCGGAAAGUCGGGCCGCGGCCUCCGGGCUCCUGUGGGAAGCUGGUCGCCAGUGCCGCGGUUCUUCGCAGACGUAGCCGGUUUUGGGGUUCGGGCUGCGCGGCGGACACGGGGUGUUCCGAGGAGCUCGCGAACACGUCUGCGGGCCACAAUGUCGCACCCGUCCCCCCAGGCUAAGCCGUCCAACCCCAGUAACCCCCGAGUCUUCUUGGACGUGGACGUCGGAGGGGAGCGAGUUGGUCGAAUUGUCUUGGAAUUGUUUGCAGAUAUUGUACCCAAAACUGCAGAAAAUUUUCGUGCAUUGUGUACAGGAGAAAAAGGCAUUGGACCCACCACUGGGAAACCUCUACAUUUCAAAGGAUGUCCUUUCCAUAGAAUUAUUAAGAAAUUUAUGAUUCAGGGUGGAGACUUCUCAAAUCAGAAUGGGACAGGUGGAGAAAGUAUUUAUGGUGAAAAAUUUGAAGAUGAAAAUUUCCAUUAUAAGCAUGAUAAGGAGGGAUUACUGAGCAUGGCAAAUGCAGGCCGCAACACAAACGGCUCUCAGUUCUUCAUCACGAUGGUUCCGACUCCUCACUUGGAUGGCAAACACGUGGUGUUUGGCCAAGUGAUUAAAGGAAUGGGUGUGGCAAGGAUUCUGGAGAAUGUGGAGGUGAAAGGUGAAAAACCUGCCAAAUUGUGCGUUACUGCAGACUGCGGAGAACUGAAGGGAGGGGAUGAUUGGGGAAUAUUCCCCAAGGAUGGAUCUGGUGACAGUCAUCCAGACUUCCCCGAGGAUGCAGACAUAGAUGUAAAAGAUGUAGAUAAAAUUUUAUUAAUAACGGAAGACUUAAAAAACAUUGGAAAUACUUUUUUCAAAUCCCAGAACUGGGAGAUGGCCAUUAAAAAAUACACAAAAGUUUUAAGGUAUGUGGAAGGCUCGAAGGCUGCUACUGAGAACGCAGGCAGAGCAAAGCUGCAGCCUGUCACUUUGAGCUGCCUGCUGAAUAUUGGAGCCUGCAAACUGAAGCUGUCCGAUUGGCAGGGAGCAGUCGACAGCUGUUUGGAGGCCCUUGAAAUAGAUCCGGCAAAUACCAAAGCACUGUACCGUAGAGCCCAAGGAUGGCAAGGACUAAAAGAAUACGACCAAGCAUUGGCUGAUCUUAAGAAAGCUCAGGAGAUAGCACCAGAGGAUAAAGAUACUGCAGAGCGCCUGUUCCAGGCCAGACUCCAGGCGUGCUGGAGAAAGCACAAGUCAGGGUCCUGCCUUCAGCUUACACUGCAGCCACUGUCCACGUGUCUGAAGACUGUCUGCUCUGCUGUCCUGUAAUUCUAGAUGGAAGAGCAGCGUUAGAAGACACAGUAUUUAGGGCGAAUUUAGUGUUUGGGACCAUUUCUUAAGCUGAACGUGGCCCUUACCUAAGUAUUCUAGCUACUGAAUAUGUUUUAGGAAAGUUUUGGAAAGCUGUGACAAAAAUAAGCCUGUUUUUCAAAUAAACCAAGUACACAUGGUGAUUCUAGGUCUAGAUGUGGACAUAGGUCUUUGGGGAGGCACUUCAGUGGGGUCCCCCCUCUGAUGGAAGGGAGAAGGCGUAUCUGUGUGUAAUUCAGUUAGUUCUCUCGGUGGACAGUCUCCUAAAAUUGUGCUCUGUGGUUUUUAUGUUUGUGUGGUUGCUUUCUCCAAGUAAAAUACACUGUUAAUACGGCUCAGUUACCCUUCGAACAGUUAUAUCAUUUUUUAUCACACUAAAGCAUGAGUUUGCUGGCCAGCCUAAUUUUUUGGAUGUUUUGAGAAAUAACUCAUAUUACAUAUUUAUUUUGCAGCUAUCCAGGCAGAAUUGCUGAAAGUCAAGCAAAAGAUAAAGGCACAGAAAGAUAAAGAGAAGGCAGCUUACGCAAAAAUGUUUGCUUAAUAAGGAAUUCAGUUUUGCUUAAGUAUGCAUUGAAGUGAGACAAUUAAAGGAUCUUGUCUAUUAUGUAUGAUCCCUAAUGUGUUCCCUCUGAGAAUUCAGUUCCCAUUGUUUGCAGUCUAGGAAUACAGGUAGGGAUUCACUCUUAAUAGACCAGUGUUACAAAAUAUGCUGAAGUUGAACUUACUUUAAAUGGUUCUCUGCAUUACAAAGGAUAAUGGUGUCCAGUGUAUUUUAAACUUCUAGACACAUCUUGUUUGAAUAAACAGAUGAAAAGUUAAGUA
Messenger RNA from Globicephala melas (long-finned pilot whale), 2189 nucleotides. It is a transcript of the gene PPID, whose product is annotated as peptidylprolyl isomerase D. Lineage: Eukaryota; Metazoa; Chordata; Mammalia; Artiodactyla; Delphinidae. The record is from RefSeq and is a predicted model, not a curated record. Gene Ontology annotation, molecular function: protein binding; peptidyl-prolyl cis-trans isomerase activity. Gene Ontology annotation, biological process: protein folding; protein peptidyl-prolyl isomerization.